AUGUCGAUUAUUACUAUUCAUCCAUUCUAUAGUGAUGCUGUUAUUGAUGAUAUACUAGCUCAGACUGAAAAACCAUUAUCACAACAACAACAAAAUAUUCAAAAACAUUAUCAUUAUAAAGAUCUAGUUGGUCUUCUUUCAUGGAACAAUGCAAAUAGUCAAUGUUUUAAUUCAACUGAUUCAUCUCUUAGUGUAACAACACAUGCAGUACUAGAUGACGAUUUUAAUCGUCUUAAGUAUCUGAUACGUUCGGUUUUGUGGCCGAUCAAUCAUUAUAUACGUCGUCAAAUGUGGAUGAAUAUAUUAACAUUGAAUCGCGUUAGAUCAUCUAAACAACCUCGUCAUGUACGUCAGUCAUCUCAAGCUACUUUAACAUCAACAAUAGUGAUUAUUGAUAAUGACUUCAGUUCUUUAUCAUCAAAUCAUAAUCAAUUACCAAAUUUUGUUGAUACAACUAAUUUAUGUUUUUAUCAUUUAAAUGAACCAACAGGUCAUUCAUUAUUACAACGUAUACUUUUUACAUUUGCUUUACAUCAUCCAGAUGUAACAUAUUGUCCAACAUUACAACCAUUUUCUGCAUUACUUUUACAUUAUCAUACAGAAUAUGAAGUUUUAUAUUUAAUUAACCGUUUAUUAGUUAAAAAUUGGUUAUGCGGAGUAACACGUUUGCAAUGGGAAGCACAUUGUAAUGUAUUUAUGAAAUUAGUAAGACUUUAUUAUAAAUCAGCAGCCGAUAUAAUUGAUUUGCGCUUUGCAAAUAUGAAAAGUUUUUAUCAAGAAUGGUUUUGGUGGAUAUUCCGUUAUUUGCCAUUCACUUAUCUUACCAAAAUCAUGGAUUGUUUCUUUUUGGAAGGACCAAAAAUUUUAUUUCGAAUUAGUUUGGCACUUGUUCACUUAUAUACGAAAAGAAUAAAAGACAAAUCAAAUAAAAAUCCUUCAGAUAUAGCGGAUUUUUGUCAACAUAUUCCAGUAUCAAUUGAUCAUCUAUUACGUAUAGCGUUUGAUAUUCGAAAUUUCAAACGACGUACAAUAGAUCAAUUGAUUGAAAAUGAAGAAAAGCUCUUACGUUCUACCCAUCAACAACCAUCGAACGAUAAUGCCAAAGAAAGUAGUAAUAGCAUUAGUCAUGGAAUUAUUUCUGAUCGACAACCACAAUUAGUGACAUCUCAACAUCUUACACAAAUACCAAACAAGUCAAUACUCGAUCAUAAACAAUUUCUUACAUUAUGGAAUUGGUUACCAGUGCGUUUUAGUAUUGCACAACCUAGUUUAGUUUUUACUACUGAAGAACAUGGAUUUCGUUUACAAACUUUAUUAGAUAAAAUUGAUGAAAUUGAAUAUUCAAUUUUAAUAAUAAAAGCUACAAACGGAGAGAUAUUUGGCGCAUUUUGUGCUGGUCUCUGGUCUGAUCGUCAUAAAAGAGCAUAUUUUGGUUUUGGCGAAACGUUUUUAUUUACACUUGUACCCAAACAAAUCAAAUAUUCUUGGGUAGGACAACAACAUGAUGAUUCUAAUCGUCAAAAUCAAGCUAAACGCGAAAUGUUUUUAUAUGUAAAUAAUGAAAAAUUAGUUAUUGGUGGAGGAAAUGGUGAUGGUUUAUGUAUUGAUCAAUCAUUAUGUGAAGGUCUUACAACACAUUGUGAUACAUUUAAUAAUGAGCCACUCUGUUCUCAAUCAUAUUUUUCUAUUUCAGUUUUAGAAAUGAUUGCAUUUGAUUUUUCCGAAUCUUAA
Adineta steineri is the source of this 1731-nucleotide messenger RNA. Lineage: Eukaryota; Metazoa; Rotifera; Eurotatoria; Adinetida; Adinetidae. The record is from the annotation of a GenBank genome assembly.